CAGCAAUAGAGGUUUCAACUUGCAACAUAAAGCCAUAAAGUGCAUUUGUGAAGUUAAUACAAAUGAGUCAUAUCCGUUGGAGAAGUUGAGAGCUUUCUCUCCCUAAGACAUUUGCGACUUAGGCUCUUCUUCAUACGGAAAUCACUCGUUUCUCAUCAUCCUCUCCAUUGAUUCCUUGAUUUGAGCUUGGAUAUUACCUAUACUACCUUCAUCUUCCUUUAAGGUGUAGUAUCUCUAAUUUUCGAGCUCAUUUUUGGACUCCUUGGACUCUCACGCACAAAAACAGUUCGUAGAAAUCACUAUUCACAAAAGAGGUCAACGCCUCUAGAGCUUGAUUUACUUGAUCAAACUUGGAUUGGAAGGUGUUUCUAGCUUCUCCUAGCUGUGGGGAUCAAGUAAAUCCACUUUUUUCCAUCAUCAAGAAACUUUGAGUUUUGGUCAUCUCCAACGGCCAUAUUCUUUGUUCUGAACAAAAGCUCUAACAAGAAAGCUAAGAAGAUGGUCACCUAGAGGGGGUUGCUACCUCUUAGCUUCCCCUUCCUUUGCUUCACCAUGGCUCACAAGAAGAAGAAAACUCCUCCACCAACCAAGUACUCCUCACGGCUUAAGGCAAUAGUUCAAGCUAAGAAAGAUGAGGCAGUGGGCGUGUUUGGCAUUCUGCGGUUAGCGGAUAGCGGGUUGUGAAUAACAGAUUCAGUGAGCGGCUAGCGGAAUAAAUUGGCGGGCUGUUAAAAGAUGUUUGGUAAUUUAGCUGUUUUGCCAUAAAAUUAGUAGAAAACAACAUUUUUCAAAAUGCCAAUCCAAAACUUUCCUAUUAUAAGUGUUUUCAUCCAAAAAAGCUAUUGUCGAACCGCUAUUUACCAAACAUCUUUUUUACUUCUUGAAAACGCUCAAAGUGGUCAAACCGCCAUUUUUCGGCUGAAACGCCGUUUACCAAACACCCCCAAUGACAUCAAAGAACCAUGAAGAGGAAGUGAGCUCCAACUUUGAGGAGGCUAACUCACAAACCUUAGAGGAAGGAAGCUCGGAUAGAGCCGUCACUUUGCCAACUAAAGAACCUACCCGUGAGGAUGAAGCUACUAAUGUUGAGGUAACUUCCUCUCCUACUAUUGAUCUUGAACACAUUGAGGUUGUUGAGGAACCAAAUGUUGAAACAAUUGAGAAGCCAAUUUAUGAGGUUGUUGAUGAGCCGAACGUUGAAACAAAUGAUGAAUCAAUUGUUGAGGUUAAUGAAGAACCAAACAUUGUGGAUGAUGUUCUUAUUGAGGAUGAAUCCGAGUAUAUCAUUGACUCACUUGUUAAGGAUAUUAUUGAUAAGGAGGAGGCCAAGGAUAGUGAAGAUAAACCAAAUGAAGUUACAACUAUUGAUGUGAAUGAAAAUAUUGGUAAUGUUGGUAAUGUUGAGCCUACCGUUGAAACUACCAAUGGAGUACGUGUCCCUUUUGACAAGUCUAAUGCCGCGACAUUAGAACCACCUAAGCAACCAAGAUGGGGUACUAAACCGAGCUUUGUUUCUCUUUUCAAAGACAAUAGGGAGCUUAACAAAGGGAUGAAACUUAUGUACAUUGAACCAAAGAAUGAUAUCAUUGAUCUCUCUACCCGUGUGUUAUCUUCCAUGAUUGACAUUUGGGGUCUGAUGUGAGUUUUCUCGUACUUAAAAAGAUUGUAGACAAGUGGUGAAAAGUACGAGUAUCGUCU
Molecule: messenger RNA, 1698 nt
Organism: Cuscuta epithymum
Lineage: Eukaryota; Viridiplantae; Streptophyta; Magnoliopsida; Solanales; Convolvulaceae
Source: the annotation of a GenBank genome assembly